AUGCUCAGACAGCGAGUAUUUCAAGUCUGGCUCUGGAGAUAUGGCGAGUUCGAUGUGCGAAUUGCCAGUGCCGAAACAGGUGGAAUGUGCCCGAACUGGCUGUAUGGCCAUGUGGCUGAACUGUGGCUGCAAGACAGUGGCGGGUCAUCUUGCUCGUCAGCAAGCGGCCUCAUGGCCACUGCAUCAGCAAUACGAGGGCAAAAUCCACCGCAUGGCCCAAUCGGGUGUGCGGGAGCCGUUUCACGAGCUGCAGGAGAUUCCGGCGUACAGAAGGAGGCCCAAAGCCAAGGCAAGAUUGAUUUCCAGCCGUUGGUGAGGUCUUGGACAUUGAUCCAGUCAAUUUCGAGCAUCGAAAAGCGUGGGGCUGGGGACAGGAUCAGCGACACGUAA
Messenger RNA from Clonostachys rhizophaga, 390 nucleotides. The record is from the annotation of a GenBank genome assembly. Lineage: Eukaryota; Fungi; Ascomycota; Sordariomycetes; Hypocreales; Bionectriaceae.